This is a messenger RNA of Durotheca rogersii, 1610 nucleotides long. Its product is annotated as S-adenosyl-L-methionine-dependent methyltransferase. NCBI's taxonomy places the organism in Eukaryota, Fungi, Ascomycota, Sordariomycetes, Xylariales, Xylariaceae. The transcript is spliced from 2 exons. The record is from RefSeq and is a predicted model, not a curated record. The coding region runs from base 636 to 1610 and encodes 324 amino acids.
CCCAGCUCUACCGACUACCGUACAAGCCGGCUAGUUACAUGGCCGGUCAACCAGUCGACCCGCCAACCGGCCAACCAACCGGAACCGUACGCCAGAGUCGCUAGCUUCCCUUUUCAAUUUAUCCCAUUAGCAAGACGCAGAUGUAGGCGGGUAGGGGUAUAUAAACAUAUAUGUGGAUAUACGCUUACCAUACAUGUAGGUAUUGGCAUUUUACACCAACGGUGGCGAGUAGGCAAAUCCUGCUUCCCCCUGCCAGUCUUACACCUGAGAAUAUAAAAUUGUGAUAUCGGUCUUUCUUCUCCCCUCUCUCUAUUCAUACUCUUCGCCUCGGCUGCCAAGCUGACCGAGCUCUGCCCUGUCCAUCGUCUUGUCCCACUCUCGCUCGCAGCCACUAACCCCGAUUCUCCAUAUCUCACCCCCCCCGUUCCCUCUCCCUCCUCCUUUCCCUCCUUUUCCCCCUUCUCCUCCUUUCUCCUUUUACCCUUUCUCCUCUUCUCCCCCCUUUACCCCUUCCCACGCUGGCAGCCCCGUGACGGCCACACUGAACACACACACCGAAAAAGCUCACACAAGCCACCACCACCACCACUCCCGGAAAAAAAAAAAACCUGCCCGUCACCACCGCACGCAGCACCAUGGCGCCGACCCUCUCGGUGCUCAGGCGCACCGUCGCCGUACUCGCCCGCACCGUCGCCGUGUUUACCGGGCUGCUCGACCCGUGGGUCUUCAUGUCGGUCUCGCUGUCGUACCUGCCGCGGGUACUCGCGACGCUGAUCCUGGCGCCGACGGGCGGCGGCGGGCCGUCGCUGGCGCGCAUCCGCGAGGCGUGGUUCGGCGCGUUCUGGCGCGAGGCGGCGGGGCCGGGGAUCCGGGCGCGCAACGCGGAGCGCGUGCGGGCGCUGCUGCGCGGGCGGGUGCACGCGGGGCGCGCGCUGGCCGACGGCGCGGAGGGCGGCAACGCGCCGCUCGCCGGCGUCGUGCUCGAGCUCGGCGCCGGCGCCGGCUUCUGGGUCGACGUGUUCCCGGAGGUGGCGGACUGCGGCGGCGGCGGCGGCGAGGCGGAGCCCGGCCGCCCCCGCGUCGAGCGCAUCUACGGCGUCGAGCCCAACGCCGCCCACCACCCGGCGCUGCGCGCCGCCGUCGCGCGCGCCGGCCUCGCCGACGUCUACGACAUCGUGCCCGUCGGCAUCGAGGCGCUGCGCGCGCCCUCCGCGGCCGCCGCUGCUUUAGACGCCCGCGCCGGCCGCCUGCGCCUCCCCCCCGCCUCCGUCGACUGCAUCGUCUCCCUCCUCUGCCUCUGCAGCAUCCCCGACCCCGAGCGCAAUAUCCGCGCCCUCUACGACCUCCUGCGCGACGGUGGCCGCUGGUACGUCUACGAGCACGUCCGCUGCGAGUACUCCUGGUACAUGCGCGCGUAUCAGCGGUUCGUCAAUAUCUUCUGGCCGCACUUCCUCGGCGGCUGCCAGCUGUGCCGGCCGACGGCGACGUACCUACGCGCUGCCGGCGGCGUCACCGGCGUCGACGCCUGGAGCCGGUUCGACCUCGCGCAACCGCCCGAGGAGGAGUGGUGGCACACCGUGCCGCACGUGCUAGGCGUGUUGACCAAAUGA